Messenger RNA from Prunus armeniaca (apricot), 1560 nucleotides. NCBI's taxonomy places the organism in Eukaryota, Viridiplantae, Streptophyta, Magnoliopsida, Rosales, Rosaceae. The record is from the annotation of a GenBank genome assembly.
AUGGGAGGUCUGGAAGGCUGGCAGGAUCAGGCCUUGUGCGUGUUGGGCUCGAAGCAGGGGCAUGGAGGCGCUGGACCAAGAGCUGGAGCAAGGGGGAAUUGGGCCAUCGCGCGACAUGGGCUUGCGCUAGGCAAGCUGGCCACGUGCUCCAAUUUGGGGCGGUCUGGCGCAUCACCUGGGCCUCGCAUGCGGAGCAGGCCUCGCUGGGCGCUCGAGCUGGGCUGGAGACUCGCGCUGGGCUGGAGACACGAGUUGGGCUGCGCGCGCUGGGCAGUUCAUGCUGGGCUCUACUCAACGACCAUGUCUUCUGAAAGAAGGAGCCGAUCACCAAGCUCGCAAGUACCCUUGUACCUAUGGGGUGGCUCUCAAGUUCCCAAAGAGAAGUUUGUGGCCAAUCUGCACCGUGUCACCACCGAGGCCCAGUUCAAAACAUGGCGUGCCCUUUUCAAUUUCGCCAUUCCCAAGGACGUACAUGUCAAGUUAGCAGAGCCCUCAUCCGACAGCGUACCACGGGUGGAUUCGAACAAUCCAGGUGCCAGGAUCAUCACGUUCCGCCCCUUCUAUUUCUCGCUAGGCUUCACGUUUCCGAUGUCGAAAUUUUUCAGGGAUGUGCUUUGCGCCAUGGAGUGUGCCCCGAGCCAGUGUACUCCAAACGUUUAUCGAGCGGUCAUCUGCUUUGAAAAUUUGAGUCACUUCUUCAAGCUAGAUUUGACAGUGCAGGAAUUCUUCUAUUUCUUCGAGGUGAGACGCUUCGAGAAGUAUGCCCAACUUCGUGCGCGCAAACCCAAGUUGUUUGAUAGUUUAAGUCAAGGCGAUCAUGUGUGGAGCAAGGAUGUGCUGGAGGUCAGUGGCAGAUGGGAAGGGGAGGUUGGCGACGGUCCGCUCGUUCCUCUCACCUACUGUGACGAUGAUGCCAUCCGAAAGAAGCUCGUCCUCGACCCAGACAUGAUGAAGGUUCGGCAGGCUUUGAGCAUCCCUGCCAAGUUUCGUGAAUGGCGCUGGCUGUUGAGCGAACAUCGGAAGAAAGUCGGUGGCCUGCCCCCUGCUGAAGAUAUUGGAAGAUGGAAGUUGCACUGCCUGAAGCUAAGUGACUUGCCAGUUGAGCAGGAUGAGUCAUCGACCGAGUCCCCCGAGGAUAGAAAGGCGUGCAGUGGACCUGCCCGUGACGGAGCUGCAGUUUCUCGAUCAAUGGAUACGUCCCUGCAGCGGGGGCAGCCGAGAUCUUCUCUUGCCGCGAACAAGUCUUCCUCACAGGAGGCCUCGUCUGCCGGGAUCAAACGCCUCGUCAGCGCGAACAGCAGGAAGGCCAACGGCAUGCAGGAAGUUCGGGAUAUGUUGUUCAAGUCGCUAACCGUAUUGCCCAAAACUUGUGAUCUGCCUUGUAAGGAGGCCGUUGAGAAGCAAGGUUCGGGGCGUCUGCGCCGGUCUGGGGACCAAACUGAGAGGACUGUACCUCUGCCCAGCCACCAUGACUCGUCUGCAGGACCACGAACAAUCAAGCGCGGAGCUGACUCGAUGUUGCAAGCUGCAAGCAAGAAAGCUAAAGAGUCGUCUGCUUGA